AUGGCGCGUCUCACUGACGACGUCGGAGACACUUUUGGAUAUCGUAACUUCCGCACAUUUUCCGUGGAUCUAUCCGGCCAUGAGACUCAGUUUGCUUCGUUGGCCGUGGAUGAGCUUGCUGAAAUGGUCGCUGCAGGUAGCUUGGACACAUUUGAGGCUCACGUCUGGGCUGUAAAGACAGGUCAACUCUUGACGACCUUAACGGGUGAGAACAAACCGAAUACUAGUUAA
Molecule: messenger RNA, 231 nt
Organism: Protopolystoma xenopodis
Lineage: Eukaryota; Metazoa; Platyhelminthes; Monogenea; Polystomatidea; Polystomatidae
Source: the annotation of a GenBank genome assembly